Molecule: messenger RNA, 1732 nt
Organism: Cajanus cajan (pigeon pea)
Lineage: Eukaryota; Viridiplantae; Streptophyta; Magnoliopsida; Fabales; Fabaceae
Source: RefSeq, a predicted model, not a curated record
UUGAUGAAAAAAGAAAUGGAGCUGCUGGCAGAAGAACCCAAGGAAGGAGACAAUGGUGUUUUUGUUAAAGGGGAUGCCAUGUUCUUGAUCGGUGAUGACUUGAGAGUUAUCCGAAGCUCUCCAGGUAACUCUGUUCAACCACUCCUCAAACAUCGAUACAAAGACUUGAGUAAGACGGAUCCAGUGGUUGUAUAUCUAGGCGUGAAUGAGAUAUUUAACAUACUAAAGAAAGCAUUAACCUCCAAAUCUCCUCUAAGUGAUGUAUUCAUUGAAAGCAAAGAAUCUAAGCCAUCCUACACUUUCUCACCAUAUACUGGCUCAAGUCAUUUGAAAGAUUAUCUGGAAAUCAAGGUAAUAGUCAGCAAAUCACAGAACAAGGUUCUGUUUGUCGAAGCAAAUGCAGAUUUUGUCGAUUUUCUUGUCAGCUUCCUCACAACACCUCUUGGGUCUAUUCUUAACCUUAUGAAUGCCAAAUUAUCGUUGGGAAGCAUUGAUAACUUGUACACAAGUGUGAAGAAUCUGAAUCCAUCAUGGUUCAUAGAAUCAUCAAACAAAUCCUUAUUGAAUUUAAGGGCGGCUCCUCAAUUUGGUUGUAAGAGCAAUAACCUAAAUGCUUCUCAAGACACUCCCAAGUAUUGGUAUGGCACUGGAGCAGUGAAAGAUAAUAUGGGGCGUAUAAUGAUUUCAAAGAGAAAGGAUAUGGUACAAGAUCCAAAAGAAGUGAAACUUUUUGAGCCAAGAUGUCGUGAUGGAGCAAGAGAACUUGCUGUGGGAUUUAUGAAGAGGCCGUGUCUAUUUGUUGUGAGGGAUGAUCUGCAAGUCAUACCAAUCACAACUACUUCCAGCAUUUUGUAUCUGCAACAGCUGGAGAAUAUCCAGUUGAAUGAUUUGGAGGAACAUUUGGUGGAAAUCAGGAAGUCACACGAGGCACUGAACCUGUUGGGGGCUUCUUUGACGUGCAAAGAAGGUGCUUUGACGCAGAGCCUAUUCUACCUAUUGAGGAAGUGGAAAUACCAAAGAUGGAUUCCAUUUUGGGGUGUAUUGGGAAGGAAGAAAAAGAGGCAUGGAAACCAAAAAGAAGUGGAAGUGGAAGAGAAAGAGAAAGAGAGUGCGGUAGUAAGUGAUAUGAGAAACAGAGAAAAAGAUAAGAAAGUAAAAAACAAAGAAAAUGGAAAAGAAAAAAAAGGGAACAUGUUAACAACUCCUGAAGAAACCAAAUGAUGAAUUUUAAGGUUACACUUUAUGGGAGAUAACAGAAAAGGGGUCGUGUAGAUGUUUGAAAGUCGAUAGAACGUUGGUCCGUAAUUCUGCAAGUGCUAUUAGGCUCUUAGGAAUUGACUCCCGUCGAAAGGUUGCGGUCUCUUCAUGAUCAUCACGCACUUUCUGAGGUUCAAUUUUUGCUUUAUCACUUGUUGGUAUUUGGCUAUUUGCCGUCUUGGGUGUGGCUUCUAAGUUCCUGUAGCUGAGGAUUAUCUCGACUAGGUUCUUCCAGACUUUGAACGUUCUUCUCAUUCAACAAAAUGAUGCUGUUAAUUUGUGCAGACAAAUUCACUUCUAAUUUAGUGUCGUAUUUGCCUUAUGCUACUUUUGGUAAGACCUAUGCUAGUAGGUUUCAAAACUGUGUUUGUGAUCAUGUUAUUCCUUUAACUGCCCUCCACAUAGGGGAUAACUCAUUCAUGUAUUUGGUAAGUUGAAUCAUUGUGGUGUAUCAUAUCUGGCAAUCAGUUGUUUA